This is a messenger RNA of Cyphellophora europaea CBS 101466, 2784 nucleotides long. RefSeq lists its product as uncharacterized. Bases 1 to 2784 code for a protein of 927 amino acids. NCBI's taxonomy places the organism in Eukaryota, Fungi, Ascomycota, Eurotiomycetes, Chaetothyriales, Cyphellophoraceae. The record is from RefSeq and is a predicted model, not a curated record. Gene Ontology annotation, molecular function: structural constituent of nuclear pore. The transcript has 3 exons. Gene Ontology annotation, biological process: regulation of DNA-templated transcription; mRNA export from nucleus; protein import into nucleus. Gene Ontology annotation, cellular component: nuclear pore outer ring; nuclear pore.
AUGGCCGAGCUUUCGAAAAUGGACUUGCUGAUUGAUUUCACAGAAGAUGAUGAACAUUCGCAAGCAAACCUCCACGACUUCCUGCAGCCGCUGCACGACACCGCUGAACGGGUCAGCAAACAAGUCGAAGCUUUUGCCCGAUGCCUCCACAAAUUUCAAGCUCAACACAACUCUUCAGACGUUUGGGACGAUGCUAGCCAGCUAUUUGAUCAGUUCUGCGCCAUUACACAGACGCGAGAAGACUCAAGUAUCAGCUCAUUUGACAGCGAUGAAGACUUUCAGAGCCAAUUGCAGAAGAUCCAGUUGGAGCGCGAUAUCUGGGUGCUCGCGAAGAACCUGCUACUGUCACGCGGACCAAAGGCGGCGAACGAUGCCCAUCAUAGCCAGAGUGAACGCCUGAAAGAGUUGCACCAAUACACUACUAGUUCCGAUCUUUGGAAUGCGUUUCUCGAUAGCGAUACCGUUGCGCAAGAAUACGAGACAGUUCUUGUCUGGCUACACGAGCGCCGUGCUCAGAGCGGUGAUAUUCAGACCAAGGUCUCCAGUACGUUGUCUCAGGCCAAUCGUGGCGAUGUCCAGUCCGCCGUACCUCUUUACACAAGCCACGAGAUCAAGAAAAAGAAGCGCCUCGCAGGCCGAGUGGGUCCGCUUGACCCUACUGCCGAUGGGCUCGCUUCACAGCUUGAUCCUGACGCUCCCACCCGGCAGCGAGCGCGACUAGAUCCACAAGACGAGUACUACGAAGAAGCCGCGUGGCAGGUCUGCUGGGAAAUGCUCAGAAGAGGGGCAACCUCCUCCGAACUCAGCAAGUGGUGGACUGACACGAAGGAGCCGUACCGAGCACUUGUGUGCAGCAAUACCAGUUGCGGCCCCGAACCUGCCCGGACGUCACCUUUUCAACGAGUAAUGAACUUGGCGAGCAACGCACAGUGGCUGCGCCUUUGUAAAGCUGUCGCAAGCGAUUCGACGUUUGCCGACCAUGUCCAGCGAGCGGUCUUGGGUCUGCUUUGCGGCGAAUCGACAAUCUCGAAUCUGGCUUGCGAAGACGUUGAUGACAUGGUCUUCUCCUUGGUCAACGGACUCCUGAUCCAACGUUACAUGCACUAUCUGUCCGCCUAUCGCCAAAAGCUCCAGAAUUCGGCUCUGCACAGCUUCCAGCCCUUACCAAGUGAUCAGAGCCAGAUAACCUCUCUACUCGAAUCAUUGCAGUCGAGUCCAGACUUUCGAGAUGAAAUGCUGUCACCACAUAAGUACAUUGAGAUGGCGCUUAUUGCGGUCGAGUACCGGAAUUUCUUCCACGAGAUGGGGCAAGGAGCGGUGUAUAUUGCUCAGACCACUGGGCUGUUCAAUCAUCUCUUCCACGUAUCUCAACAUGUGGAAGUCAGCGAAUGCAUCCAAGCGACAGCAUCAGAUGCGGACUCAGUGCGCAUCAUCGCUCAUCUCCAGCUCGCCUUCCAAGCAAUUGGCGCACUCUCUGUCAACCACAGUGCCGACAACGAAACGGCGUUUUACGAACGCUAUUAUAUUGAGAGCAACAUUGCAAGCUAUAUUGGCUAUCUGCAGCAGGACAAGAAAUGGAGCCUCAUUCCUCUUUAUGCUUCCAAACUGUCUAAGAAGCGAUGCUCAACUGUCCUGGGUUUGACAAUGAUUGACAUCACGGACAAUAAGGAGCGAGGACAGCUGGUGCGCCUGAUGAGGAAAUACAAUAUCAACGUGGCGGAAGUACUGUUUGCCAUUGCUGUGAGUGCCACUGAUUCUCGGUUGGCCGACUUCAGGGAUGGAUUGGGUGAAUUUGAAGCGCCAAGAAUAACCGAGAAACCCCCCAAGGGUCAGGUCAAGAUCCGGUCAGCAUUCAUGAGUGACGACAUCUCGGAUGAAGAAGACAAAGCCAUCCUGGGCGUAGAGUGGUACCGUUGGGUCGACGCCGAAAACUGGGGCAGAGCGUGCUUCAGCAUCUCUACACUUUACAAGCUUUGGCUGGCGAAAGGUCGGUAUAGUGCAUUGCGUUCACUUGCUCAACGGGCGAGUCUAGCCGAUUUGUCUCUGGCUGCUCUUAGCAUGAACCUCUACUUCGGUUCGGACGAGGAGGAUGAGGACGCUGAGGGUGACAAGAAGAUGGACGACAGUGAUGAGCCAAGCGGCGUUAUGAGUCCUCGAAAACGUCAGGAGAAGCGUAGCCGUCAUCCCCUCGCGGCGGAAGGCACAUCUCGUGAGGUUCUGUUCAACAAGUCCGCUGUUUGGAUGCAACUGGAGCAAUUGGUGAAUGCUCUUCAAGCCCUGGAGGAAUGGCAGGAUCUGGCAGACACGGUCAAUGCCAAUCGGAAUAAUCCUGCCGCCGUUCGCUCUAUGAAGCGGGAGCUAAGGGAAGCACUUGGUCAGGUGGAGACGGCCAUGAUGCCCGUGCUUACACAGGGGUUUCUUUGCCAUGCAUUCGAUGAAAAGGAGGCAAAGGUGCUUGAGAAGAUUCGCACGAAGUACCUACCAGAAUUGGUUCUGGGCUACAACUCGGUGCUCUUUUUUGCAGGCCAUGCCAUCAGCAGGACGUGGUUGGGCAAUUGCAUGGAGUUGGCGAACAUCCUCGCAGCAACGCCGAGCUUGACAGAUGCGUUCGUCCACAGUGGGCGCAUGAGGGAAAUGGUGAGCGCCUUCGCACUUGAUGGCCAGAGUCUGCUAUUGGCCAACGAGGCCGGGAGCAAGAAGCCGGGUGAGAAGAAAGUCAAGGCGUUGGACAUGUGGCAGGUCAGGUGGAAGGACUUGAGUCGCAGCAUGGACAGUGUCGACUGA